GCUUGUUCUUUGAUUGGAGGGAAACCCCGUGGAAGAGCGGGAGCGAUCAUCAGCUGUACGAGCAGGAAGCAGGAAUAACUGCGUUUUUUGGACCACACAGUAAACAUGCCAGACCAGGAAGAAUUGGUAUCUCGGGCCAGACUAGCUGAGCAGGCUGAGCGCUUUGAUGACAUGGCAAAAACCAUGAAGGCCGUCACUCAGCAAGCUAAGGAAAGCCUGACUGUGGAGGAGCGCAACCUGCUGUCUGUGGCCUACAAGAAUGUGGUGGGGGCCCGGAGAUCGGCCUGGAGAGUAGUGUCCAGCCAGGAGAAAAAAUGUUCCCAGAAUAAUGACACCAAAAAUGCAGAGUUAGCCAAGGCUUACAGAGAGGAAAUCGAAAAGGAGCUGAAUGACAUUUGUACUGAAGUUGUGAACUUGCUUGAAAAGUACUUGAUUCCUCAAUCGACCAAAGAUGAGGGGAAAGUUUUUUACCUGAAGAUGAAGGGAGAUUACUUCCGUUAUCGGGCUGAGGUUGCUUGUGGGGAGGAGAAACAAAAAGUCAUCAAUGAUUCUAAAGAGGCUUAUAAUGAAGCCUUGGAAAUCAGCCAAAGCAUGUCCACUACACAUCCCAUCCGACUAGGCCUAGCUCUUAACUUCUCUGUCUUCUACUAUGAGAUUGCUAAUGACCAGAAGAUGGCCUGCGAAUUAGCUAAGAAAGCUUUUGAUUUGGCCAUUAAUGACCUGGACACCACUUCAGAGGAGUCCUACAAGGACAGCACCUUAAUCAUGCAGCUGCUCCGUGACAAUCUGACACUGUGGACCACUGGUGAGUGCGAAGGCGACGGUGAGGGUGACGAUUCGCAGCAAGAUGAUAAACAGUGAUCUUCACUAAAAGCCCUUUAACACAUUUUUACCUCUCACCAGCGCGCAUGUGGGUUGUGUGUGCACAUACAUGAACACACAUGUAUGUUACACUCCAAGUAUAAAGUACAGUAUGUAUGCGCUAAAACAUUGUGUGUUAAAUGUAUGAGCACCACCACUGAAAAAAAAAAAAUGAACUCAAGUCAAGGUUUGAUUAUUUUGUCCAUGAGUUGAGCAUAAUUGAAAGCCUAUUCCAGUCCUUCAAAUGCAUUAUGUUGAACAAACCCAAAUGCCCAGAUUCCUUGAAAGCAUAUACACUAUACAAUGGUGUGAGCAUGACAUACGGUUUAUAUCCUCCUGCCUGCUGAACUGGUGCUUUUAUGGCUGGUGCUUGUGUGAUGUGGCCUGGUGGGUUUUCUGUGCUAUCAGGUGUAAAGUUGACUCCCUAAUUGGCCACAUGCUAAAAGUAUCAUUUAUUUAGUUUACUAAAAGGUUACAUUCCAUUGUGCUUGACUUUUUUUCUUUUGACAAUGUACUAUGUUAUUUCUAUAUUCAUUUUCCAUGCCACAUGACUUGAGGCCUCAAAAAAGUGAACAACUUUUAAAAUGGCUCAAUACUGUAACUUUUGAUAUUUUAUCUUUUUCUCAAUACAGAGAAUACUUAGGUCAUGUGCCUCUUUGUGGCUUUAUACCUUUCUAUUCAGGUGUUUUUGUAUUUUCAUUUGUGUGUUUAAUUCCCUUUGAUUCCUGGUAUGUCUGUCUUUCUCAGCGUUAUGGUAUUAUGGACUUGGUGGCUUGUACUGAAACUGGGGUUCUCUCUAAAAUGUAAGCCAUUUUGUUGUGACAUUCCCAUGUGUGAUUGGAUUAUCAAAUAGUAUGGCCUUUAAUCAGCAUUUCCAGUUAUAUAUAAUGGCACUGUAUCGCUGUGCAGAGGGUUGCAGGAUUUAUGGUUACUAAUCGCUCUCCGGUUAUGUGCUUUCAUGUAAGUGGAAUUAAAACAUUACAUUUAA
This is a messenger RNA of Periophthalmus magnuspinnatus, 1849 nucleotides long. Its product is annotated as 14-3-3 protein beta/alpha-like. The transcript is spliced from 6 exons. Gene Ontology annotation, biological process: signal transduction. The record is from RefSeq and is a predicted model, not a curated record. Bases 106 to 861 code for a protein of 251 amino acids. NCBI's taxonomy places the organism in Eukaryota, Metazoa, Chordata, Actinopteri, Gobiiformes, Gobiidae. Gene Ontology annotation, cellular component: cytoplasm.